AUGGUGUCGAAAUUGAGCAAGGUGCAGAAGUCAGUCAACAAGAAGCAGGGCGGCAACAAAGUCAACAAGCUCCACGAAAACUCUAGAGAUGCGCAAAGACUUCGCAAUGCCGGUGCUAGAGACGACAAGGUCCUCAGGGUCGCUUCACACCGCCGCAAGGAAAACAAAAUCUGGAUUGAUCGCAUCGCAUUCUUGAAGGAGAGAUUGCCGGAAACUCUUCAUCCUUUGGAGUUGGAGGACGUCAAGGAACUUAUCCGCCAGUAUCUGGCCCGCUACGACGACGAGAUUGCACAGCUUAAAGCGGAGCGGAGACCGGGUCGACCUGCGAGCACAAGACAGGUACUCCUUGAGCAACAGGUUACGACGGAGUCGCAGGAGUAUGCGGGCGGUUUCUGGCUUCCUAAUUUGCAGGAUGCGGAGACGCUGAUCAAACUGGAUGCGUGGGAUGGUCGGUGGUUGGGAUUGGGCAACCUGCGGUUCAUUCGGGUGGUGAAGGACGCGGGUGUGAAGGAGAGCCAGUUCCCGCCGGGAGGUGCUAUCUGA
Messenger RNA from Ramularia collo-cygni, 543 nucleotides. Its product is annotated as related to TMA16 Protein putative involved in cytoplasmic ribosome function. Gene Ontology annotation, cellular component: nucleus. The coding region runs from base 1 to 543 and encodes 180 amino acids. Lineage: Eukaryota; Fungi; Ascomycota; Dothideomycetes; Mycosphaerellales; Mycosphaerellaceae. The record is from RefSeq and is a predicted model, not a curated record. The transcript has a single exon.